AUGGCAGACUCUUUUUUCGGAUUUGAUACUUCUGUACCAGGUGCUGGUCUAGAUGACGCUAUAGAAUGUCCGCUAGACGAGGACGAUAUCGUCGAAGAGGACGAGUACGAUGCAUUGAACGACGAGACAUUUGGCUCGGCUACCGAUGAUGAUUGGGAGAAAAAUCAUGAAAAAUUAGCCCAAAUUGCUGAAUCUACAAGAUUGCAAAAGCAAUUGAUUAAUCAUAAGAAUGGCAUUGACGUGGAUAUCGAAGGAAGUUUUCCUCACUUGGUCAUGGACGAGAAAGACGGCAUCGUCCCAAGACCCGGAGUAUGGGACAGCCCAUCCAACUUCCCCGUAGUCCCACCAAAUCCAUCUCUAUCAGUGGCCUUGAAAAACGUUUGCACCGUGGAAGAAUUAGAGCGUGGCUUACGACCACCUCCCGGUUUGGUAAAACCAUCAACACCACAGCCAACAAACAUAAAUAUCGUCAACAAUAUCAACACAACGACAAACCAAACUCCUUCAGCACAGCAAUUACCACUACCCCGACCGGGGGGUCAAUUUUCCUUAGACUACCCAAUGAUAAAUGACCUUACCGCCAACCUACGUGCAAACUUAUUGAACAACAUGCCUCGAUUUCCACCGGGUCUCACCAUGCCGGGUCAACACCAACACCAACACCCAGUGAUCCUUCCACCAAACGUGCGACUGCCAAACGCACCCCUGUUGCCAAAUACUCGACCUUUGGCUGGGAACCCAGCAGCAGCUGCCGCCGCAGCCGCAGCGGCUAAUUUACUCCGAUACCCUUUGCCGCCGCAUUUAAUGAUCCCUCACAAUAACCAGCGGCAGCCAAUGCACGGUAAUUUUUCAGUCGGUAAUUUUCCUCAAGCACCACCUAAUUUACCGCGACCUAAUUUACCGCCUAAUUUACCUCAAUUUAUGCGACCAGAGCACCCUCUGAUGUCGGCGUUCCCUAAUAAUUUACCGAACCAUCACCCACAUCAUCAGCAACAGCAACAUAUUCAACAGCAACAGCAAAAUCAGCUUCAACUUCAUCUUCAGCAUCAACAGUCUAAUAAUCAGCAGCGUAAUCACAACAGACCAACUUAUCAAACCAACGAUCAAUCUUCUUCUAAUAAUCACAAUCAACCUUUCUUUAAAAAUAACCAAAAUUGGAACCAAAAUCGGAAUAAUCAAAGGUACCAUCAUAAUAAUUACAAUAAUUAUCACAACGGAUUAAACGAAAACGGAGAGUACGACGAAUACGCAGGUAUGAUGAGCAAUCGGGAAAAGCAAUGGCUGAUUAACAUCCAGCUGAUGCAGCACAACACAAACCAACCGUACUUUGAUGAUUAUUACUUCACUGUAUUUUGUGAUCGUCAGAAUAAAAAAAAUAAUGAAAGUCCGGAUAAUAAGGAUAAUAAAAAACAAAAUAAAAAUGGAUACCGUGAUAGGGACAACAAGGAUCAGUCCCAGCAUAUUUUGACAAAAGUAGUCUACACUCCGACCCAGUUUGAAAACUCACUUGGGAAAUUGCAGUGCGGAAGUGUCACCGCUCCGAGGAAAAUCAUUGACAUGGAUGUGGUGGCUAGCAGUGAUCCGCAGCAGAAUCAAGCUUCGCAGCAGAAAGAUAUGAAGAAGGCAAGGCAGAGAUUGUUGGAGAUAGAACGCUUGUAUACGGUUCAGCUAAAGCUUGAGGAUGUUAAUAAUCCUUUGGCUUUGGUGGCUGAACAGCAAGCUCUUCAGCAGCAGCAACAGCAAGUGGACCAGGAGAUUGAGAAGCCAGUGAAGAAAACUGCGCCAGAGCUGAUCAAUAUUAUGCUAACUUCGAUACUCCAAUUGCUAAAAGAAGAUAAAUUGUCGAGUAUUUUGAGCAUCAGAAAGGGAAAAGCUUUGUUGUUACGGUUUUUACCGUUUCUCAGUGUUACGGAGUACACUCAGCAACUUGGGGACUUCUGGGUUGGAUUCAUUCGUGGUCUGGCGGUUAUUAGUCGGAGAGAUGCUAAUAUUCUUAUAAGAGCAGAAACUUUGUAUCCUAACGAAGACAACGCAUCAUGUAGCGAAUGGUCAUCAUUUAUCGUAACACUAGCAGACACUAUUGGAUCAUCACCACCAAGUAUCGCACCCUGUCAACCGAUUCCUGCAAACACACUCAACGAGCACUUGCAAAGAAUUCGUGGUCUUACAAUUGAAAGGUAUGCGCCAUUAGAAUCUUUAUUAACAGAUGCUAAUCUAUCUCGAUAG
Cotesia congregata is the source of this 2226-nucleotide messenger RNA. Lineage: Eukaryota; Metazoa; Arthropoda; Insecta; Hymenoptera; Braconidae. The record is from the annotation of a GenBank genome assembly.